Phytophthora nicotianae INRA-310 is the source of this 1218-nucleotide messenger RNA. RefSeq lists its product as hypothetical. Lineage: Eukaryota; Oomycota; Peronosporomycetes; Peronosporales; Peronosporaceae. The record is from RefSeq and is a predicted model, not a curated record. Bases 1 to 1218 code for a protein of 405 amino acids. The transcript is spliced from 2 exons.
AUGCAGAAAAUUGACCGAUGGCUGGCCAUGGAUUUAGCGCCAAUUCUCAUCUACCCGAUCUUCACUGCAGUUUUCAUGACAGUGGAGCCUCAACAACAGAUGUGGUUAUCUCUUUUUCUACCUAUUUUAAAGCUGUUUUUACGGUAUUUAUUAUGGUUAGUCAUUAAAGAUGAACCGGAUCUGGUAGGCGCAGCAACGUGCAGUGUGGGGCAUUUGUACCAUAUCCUGUUUACGGUCAUGUGUCUUCAAAAUGCCAAGUCUUUGGAGACAUAUGCGGCGGUGGUAGUGGUAAAUAUUCUCCAAAUGUUACUGAAUUGUCGUGGAAUCCUUAAAGACGCGUACGAACUUCGCAGAGUGGCUGAACAAGUGGAGGAUCUCGACCAACUGGGUGUAAAAGGUAUCGUUUCUAUCGUGUCAUUAAUUGCCCUGCAAGAACAGAUAUCCAGGUCUCUUCAUCGUAAAACACCGUCGCGAUUGUUGUCUACGUAUCCAGAAUAUCAGCGAGACGACUACGUGACUAAAUACCACAAGUUUUUACUAUCCGAGACGUAUUCCAUCUCUCAAAAUUCACGACUUGCCAACAUCAACGGACGAGAUAAACGUCUGAGCAGUAAGCGACACAGUACGCCUGACGCCAAGACAUCAUCGAAUUACCCAAAGACUACCAAAGUGGAGCAGUGUACGGUAGUUUUACCAGAUACCGUAACUCGGACUGCUUCGGUUCCUUGUAAGAAAAAUGACGUCAAACGCACACACAGCCGUCACACAUACGAGUCACUGACAGGAAAAAUUCGUCAGUGUGAAGCAUUCGUUCGGCACUUCACUUCAGCAUUGCACCAGACUGAGAUAAUACUUCUUCGGUCUUACAUCACAAUCUUUGCAAUGCUAUUUUACGGGCUGUACCAGGCGCUUGUCUUCGCCUUGCCUAAUCGCAAAUACUACGCCACAAUGGCCACCACCACGACGUUCGAUGCAGUGGCCAACAUGGUCUUCCACAUGCUCGUACUCUGCAGUCUCGAACUUGUCUUCCUGGUCAUAUAUAUGGUUAUCAUCUCCAGCCAAUUAGGGUAUUCGGGUAUUCAUCAGCUCGCAUUCGUGCUUUGGUCGCAGCGGAUUCUCAUCCAAGGCAAGUUCAUCAUGUUACCGAUAAUGAUCCUGGGGUUCCCACUCGCUCACUUCGGCAACGGGAUAAUAUUCCAGCUGAAAGCUGAAGUCUAA